GGGACGGCUGGACUCCAUUAAGCCCGAAGCCUGCAGGGAAACUGUUUGGGAUACUUCACUUCUUCCAGCGCCGGGAUUUCUCUCUGGGUUUCCCCCCCUUUUCAUUAACUAAAAAAAGAAAAAAAAAACAGACUAUACAUGAUUUAAAGAAAGGGGGGGAUUUGUUUUGUACCGCGUCCUCGACUUUUUUUUUUUUUUUUUAACUGUGUUUUCCCCCCGUCUUUUGUGAAGGAUGGCGCUGGACGGGAUAAGGAUGCCCGAUGGCUGCUACGCCGACGGGACGUGGGAGCUGAAGAUGCACGUCACCGACCUCCACAGAGAUGUGUCGCUGAGAGUCACCGGGGAAAUCCACAUCGGCGGAGUCAUGCUCAAGCUCGUGGAGAAACUAGAUGUGAAAAAGGACUGGUCAGACCAUGCCUUGUGGUGGGAGAAGAAGAAGACAUGGCUGCUGAAAACCCACUGGACGUUGGACAAGUACGGCAUCCAAGCCGACGCCAGGCUGCUCUUCACGCCACAGCACAAGCUCCUGCGCCUCCAGCUGCCCAACAUGAAGCACAUGAAGGUCAAGGUCAACUUCUCGGACCGCGUCUUCAAGGCCGUGUCGGACAUCUGCAAAACUUUCAAUAUCCGCCACCCAGAGGAGCUAUCUCUACUGCGUAAGCCCCGUGAUCCCAAGAAGAAGAAGAAAAAGCUGGAGGAGGCGGAGGAGGAUGAUCUGGAGCUGGAGGGUCCGCUGUUAACCCCCGGAUCAGCCUCUGAGAUAAUAUACAUCGGACCUGUCAAAGGGAGCAUCUACUCCAGCCCUGGCUUGUACAGUAAGACUAUGACCCCCACCUAUGACUCCAGAGAUGGCAGCCCGCUGUCGCCCACCUCUGCCUGGUUCGGGGACAGCCCCCUUUCUGAGGGCAAUCCCAGCAUCCUCGCUGUCAGCCAGCCAAUCUCCUCACCAGACAUCCUGGUCAAACUCUACAAGCCCCAAUCCCUUCUGGAUAAAGCCAAAAUCAACCAGGGGUGGUUGGACUCAUCCAGGUCUCUGAUGGAGCAGGAUGUAAAGGAGAAUGAGGUGCUGCUGCUGAGGUUCAAAUACCACAGUUUCUUUGACCUCAACCCUAAGUAUGAUGCCAUCCGAGUGAACCAGCUCUAUGAACAGGCCAAGUGGGCCAUCCUGCUGGAGGAAAUUGAGUGCACGGAGGAGGAAAUGAUGAUGUUUGCUGCCCUGCAGUACCACAUCAACAAGCUGUCAAUCAUGUCUUCAGACAACCACAUGAAUAACAGCGAGAAGGAGGUGGAUGAGGUGGAUGCGGCCCUGUCAGACCUGGAGAUUACUCUGGAGGGAGGGAAGACGUCCAACACACUGGGUGACAUCACGUCCAUUCCUGAGCUAGCGGACUACGUCAAAGUCUUCAAACCCAAGAAACUGACACUGAAGGGCUAUAAGCAAUACUGGUGCACGUUCAAGGACAUCACAAUUUCCUGUUACAAGAGCAAAGAGGAAGCACAUGGGACACCUGCUCACCAAAUGAAUCUUAGAGGUUGUGAGGUAACUCCAGAUGUUAACAUCUCGGGUCAGAAAUUCAACAUCAAGUUGCUAAUCCCUGUGGCUGAUGGCAUGAAUGAGAUCUGGCUCCGGUGUGACACAGAGAAACAGUACGCCCACUGGAUGGCUGCGUGUCGCUUGGCCUCCAAAGGCAAGACCAUGGCCGACAGCUCUUACAACCUGGAGGUCCAGAACAUUCUGUCCUUCCUCAAGAUGCAACACAUGAACCCUGACCCUCAGUUCAUUGAGCCAAUCACCACAGACAUCAACCCAGAGUGCCUGGUGUCCCCGCGCUACCUGAAGAAGUACAAGAACAAGCAGCCAGGCUCUAUCAGGGACUUGAUUUCCGCCCGGAUCCUUGAAGCCCACCAGAACGUGGCCCAGAUGAGUCUCAUCGAGGCCAAGAUGCGCUUCAUCCAGGCGUGGCAGUCCCUGCCUGAGUUUGGAAUCACUCAUUUCCUUGCCAAGUUCCAGGGUGGAAAGCGGGAGGAGCUGAUCGGCAUCACCUACAACCGUCUGAUCCGGAUGGAUGCCAGCACUGGAGAUGCUAUCAAGACCUGGCGCUUCAGCAACAUGAAACAGUGGAACGUCAACUGGGAGAUCAAGAUGGUGACGGUGGAGUUUGCAGACGAGCCCAGUCUGUCCUUCAUCUGCGCCGAGGUGGACUGUAAGGUGGUGCACGAGUUCAUCGGUGGCUACAUCUUCCUGUCCACGCGUGCCAAGGACCAGAACGAGUCCCUAGACGAGGAGAUGUUCUAUAAGCUGACCAGCGGCUGGGUCUGAGCUGCCCAGAACCACCGGGGGUCAACGAUUGUAGGUCAAGGGGCCAGGAGGGGAGUGGCUGGGUGUGGGGGUGGGCGGUGGAACCACAGUGUACGGGGUUUAUUUUAUUCUAUUUCUCAGUGUUUUUUUAAAUCGUUUGGAGCUGUACUGAUGAGUCCAGAACAGCACCACUAUCGCCAUGGCUGACAGUUUUUAUUGUUGUAGGUUUUUUUUUUUUUUUUGCAUUAAUGCUGACAAGGUCAUUUGUUACAACACUAAUAUUGUGGUGAAUGGAUGAACUUUUUCGAAAACCCCUGUGGUUGAGCAGAAGCCUUACACAAACCCGAACCAGGGAAGCCUCUCUGUUUUCCUAUAACGACGACGAUGACCACCACCUGCCUCCUCUCCUCCUGGGCUGAUGGCCAUCAACUUACGUCCAUGACAACCCUUUAAAACCAAUCAGAUUUAAUCCCAAAGAAUCUCUUUCUUUCUCUCUUUCUCUCUCUCUAUCUCUCGCUGUUGUUUUUUUUCUCUCUUCUAGAACUGGACUAAAGGAGCUGACAGAAAAAACUGUCAUUAAAACGUACAUCAUAAAUUGUGGUGCCACGGAUAUUUACAGCUAUAUCAAAUUAUUUAUCCUAAAAGACAGAUUUUAUCAGACAGCAGUGGCCACUGAUCACAGCACUACAUGUCCAUCCUAUCCGCUCUAUGAAGGGUUUAGUCUCUUUGAAGUCACAUGUAAGCACUUCGACACUAUACAAGUCCUGUUUAUGAAUAAGCUGUUAUUAAAAUUUCCUUUUUGCUUUUCAUUGUCUUUUGUUUCAGAGCUUGUCCAGAGCGAUUUUGAAAUCUCGUUGUACUAGCCGACAGGUGUGACGUCGAGGAGCCUCGGUUUUGUUUUGUAUUUAAUAGUCUGCAAACAGUGAGCGUGUCUGAAAAACACACUACGGUUCAGUUCACUAGGAUGAGUGUUUUGUGGGUUUGAACGUCUUUUUCCAUUUUCUGUUAAAGACCUCUGUGCAAAAAAUGAUCAUCUUAAAAAGUCAUUGAUUCUAGUUACGUGUAUGCAGAGUUUCUUACAGGUCCAGUGUCUGGGAUUUAGUGGCAUCUAGCGGUGAGGUUGCAGAUUGUAAUCAGUUGAGUACACUACACGUUCGUCUGUUCUGGACUAUACACUAACAACAAGCAAAAUUCUGAAUAGUAUUUUCUGUUUCUGCCCCUUAAUCCAAACAAAUCCUGCACACAGGACCUUUAAACAAAACUUUGAAAGAAGUUACAUGACUUUUUAAGAUGCCUCCCUCAAUUUUAGACAGCCCCCCCUCCUUUUUUGAAGGAAACGCUUUUUUCCUCUUCUGACCUGCAAGUGCACAUUCAAAACCUCAUGUGCCAAACUGCAUUCAUACUUUGCCAAACGUAUCUGUUAAUGGCUGCUGUUCUGACCACAGUUACAAGCUACUAAAUCUCAACAGCAUGUUUGGAAUUGCAUCCAGAGAUGUAGAAAGCCCUGACGCCUCAUCGCUUAAGUGCAUGUACACUACAUGACAGGAGGGGCUCAUCACUCCCAAGCUCCACCUCUUUAGUUUUAUCGCCAUUCUGUUUCUCACACCAUAUAGUAUUAUUAUUGUUAUUAUAUUAUAGUUUUUAUCAUUACACACCAGCAAAAGGUCACCAAGUUUGAAGAAUGAAUAUGCAACUUUUUUUUUUCUGUCCUCAGUAUGAAGGAUCAGUAAAUGAAGUAUUAUUUUUUUUGUAACUAAUGUAAAAACACAAACAUUUUAUAGAAUUGUACAGUUUUUUUUCCUGCUCUUUUGGGAAAGAGGGGGGGGAAGCCAUCUGUCAACAUGUGUAGUAUUCAGAAUUGCGCCUGCUUAUGUUGUGGUCUUACUGAGUUUUCAGAUGAAGAUAUAUAUGAAUAUAUAUGAAGAUAACACUAGUCUCAAACUCCAGGUUUGAUUUAAGAUAUUUGUCGAGUACAUAUUAUAAUUUUUUUUUUAAUACAGAUAUGUAUGCCUUCUCAAUGUGCUCUCUUUUUUCUCGCAUUUCAGCUUCAUUUUAUUGAUUUUUCUUUCUCUUCUACCACUUGUGGAUCACAAUGUCUGUUCGUGGCCCUGAGUUGUGUUUUUUAGCUCAAUCUUUAGACUGACAGUGAUGCUUAAUCUGCUGCAAAUUUGAUUUGCUCAGCGCCUGUUUUUAAAAGAAAAAAAUACUUCACUUAUUCGUCUGGUUUUGUCACUAAAUGAAGUGUGCCAUUUAAUAAUGUCCGUAUGAAGGAAGCCUACAUUGUUUAGACCCUGGAGUUUGAGACAAAUCGGCAAAAGUGAACAGAGGUAAGAGAAAACCAAGCCUGGUCUGUGUUUAUUUUCUCUGAUGUUGUUUUUUUUUGUUUGCCUCCAGUGUCAGGAGCCAGCAGUGCAUGUCCUGCUGCUCUGUUUUCUGACUGUAAAAAAUGCAUUUAUUUUAAAAAAUAAAGUAAUUUUUAUUUAAA
Messenger RNA from Acanthopagrus latus (yellowfin seabream), 4784 nucleotides. It is a transcript of the gene fermt2, whose product is annotated as fermitin family member 2. Gene Ontology annotation, cellular component: extrinsic component of cytoplasmic side of plasma membrane; focal adhesion. Gene Ontology annotation, biological process: integrin-mediated signaling pathway; cell-matrix adhesion. The transcript has 17 exons. The record is from RefSeq and is a predicted model, not a curated record. NCBI's taxonomy places the organism in Eukaryota, Metazoa, Chordata, Actinopteri, Spariformes, Sparidae. Gene Ontology annotation, molecular function: integrin binding. The coding region runs from base 233 to 2320 and encodes 695 amino acids.